GGUGGGAGAGGAUUGUAUGGAGCGGAGGGAUGCGGCCGAGUGGCAAGAGCGCCGCCAGUGACACCCUGACCUGCUCGCAGUUGACAUGAGCAACCUGACGGCACCGCAACUUGUGCGUCACCUGCUUUUCACCAUCUACAAGGUGCCCUCGCUGGAAGACCUCCAGCAGGAGAAGUGUGUGAAUGUCCAGGUGCUGCCGGAAGAUGAAAAAUGUAUGUUUGUGCAAGAGGCGGCCGACUGCCUUACCGAGAGUUCUUUUGUGCCAUACUUGUACCUGCUGUAUUGCGACUUCUCAACUUCCUCCAGAUACCUGGGCGUCGCUAUUUGCGUAGGAUGGCUUGUCCUCAUGUUUUUCUUGCUCGGCAAAUCAGCCAACGACUUCUUUUGCCCAGCUUUAACUGUGAUCGCAAAGGUCUUGGGCCUCUCGGAAAGUUUGGCUGGUGUAACUGUCCUGGCCUUUGGAAAUGGCUCUCCGGACAUAUUUACCUCACUCGCUGGUGCACCCAGAGGUCGAUCGGAACUCAUCUUCGGAGAACUGAUUGGGUCCGGUCUGUUUGUGACCACAGUCAUAGCGGGUGCCAUCAUCACCAUCAGACCCUUCAAGGUCAUGGACAGGUCCUUCCUUCGUGAUAUAAUUUUCUACCUUGGCGCCGUGUACUGGACCUUUUACAUUUUUUACAAAGGGGUGGUCACCACCUGGGAGGCAGUUGGUUUCAUCAUUCUUUAUUUGGUUUACAUUACUGUGGUACUAACAGAAAGAUUUUAUAUCAAGUCACAACCUCCAAUAGUGAUUGUUGAUGCGGAGCAAGACAUUGAAGAGGCCAGAUCAGACGCAAGCAAAUCUAGUUUUGAGGCUUCGUCCAGGAGUCUUCCGGAGUCUCCAACUCAAGACAAAGUGGAGCAGACAAAGCGCACCAGAUCUCACACUGUCAGCACAGUGCAGGAGCUGGCCAUCCACCAAGAAAGACUGAGUCACCUUUGGAGUCAGGGAUUGAGGGAGGAAAUUAUGUCUUCACCAGAAGUGGGCCCUGAUGAAACAACCCCACUCCUGUCAGGCACACAUUAUCCAGCCAAAGAACAUUCAUCAAAACUUAUCUGGAGGGAGCUCAAGGCAGGCUUAUCAGAGGUGACGGGACCUACGGAAGCAAACCAGUGUUUUCCCAGCAAAUGUCUGCACUGGCUCCAGGCACCUGUUGUGCUCUCGUUAACCCUUUUGGUACCAGUUGUCAAUUACACCGCACCCAAACAUGGAUGGUGCCGUCCUCUGAAUGCCCUGCACUGUUUCACAUGCCCACUUUUUUGUCUUUUUGCUACUCAAGUUGCCACGGUGUCUUUGGUGUGGCCGUGGCUGCAGUUGUGGGUGAUCGCUGGUGUCAUUGGAGCUUUUGCUGCAGUUUGGGUAUUUUAUUCGACUGAGCCCGAUCGACCCCCUCGAUAUCAUAAUGUUUUUGCAUUUCUCGGAUUUGCUGGAUCAGUGGUAACAAUAUACAUGGUGGCAAAUGAGGUCGUCAACUUGCUGAGAGCUAUUGGUAUACUCUCCAACCUCAGCGACACUAUGCUCGGCAUGACUGUACUUGCUUGGGGUAAUAGUAUUGGAGAUUUCAUCACGAAUUUUUCAAUCGCCAGGCAAGGAUUUGAGAGGAUGGGAUUUUCGGCCUGCUUUGGAGGGCCACUGUUCAAUAUUUUAUUAGGUAUUGGGAUUUCAUUCACAAUGGCAACCAUAGAGAGUGGAGAGAACAAAAUUUAUAUUCAUUACGGAGAGGUUGGCCCUUUGAUAGCCCUUUUUCUCGCAUUGAGUCUCGUAUCGUCACUCAUCGCCUUCCCUCUGAUGGGAUUCACCACAAAACGCAGCUACGGCAUUUACCUCCUUUCCCUCUACUCCCUAUUUUUGUGUGCAACCAUUCUUUUAGAGGUUGAUGUCCUUCCUCUCAACUGGCUCCCAGCCUCCAGAAUAGCUGCGCCAGUCACAAAGUCGCCUUUGUAGUGUUAUUUAAAUCUUAGCACUUGUUUAAACUUGUUACUAUUAUACAUUUUGAUUAUUACCUCAUGAGAGUGGCUACAUGCUAAAGCAUUUUAUCAACGGUUUUCAUUCAAAAUGAGUAAAUGUUAAGCUUUUCUCUUACGUUGCAUAAUUGUUUCAUCAGUGCUGCACACCUUU
This is a messenger RNA of Neocloeon triangulifer, 2158 nucleotides long. RefSeq names its product mitochondrial sodium/calcium exchanger protein-like. The transcript is spliced from 13 exons. Gene Ontology annotation, molecular function: calcium:sodium antiporter activity. Gene Ontology annotation, cellular component: membrane. Lineage: Eukaryota; Metazoa; Arthropoda; Insecta; Ephemeroptera; Baetidae. The record is from RefSeq and is a predicted model, not a curated record. Gene Ontology annotation, biological process: intracellular calcium ion homeostasis; transmembrane transport; monoatomic cation transport. The coding region runs from base 86 to 1984 and encodes 632 amino acids.